This is a messenger RNA of Neoarthrinium moseri, 1167 nucleotides long. RefSeq lists its product as uncharacterized. The record is from RefSeq and is a predicted model, not a curated record. Lineage: Eukaryota; Fungi; Ascomycota; Sordariomycetes; Amphisphaeriales; Apiosporaceae. The transcript has 2 exons. Gene Ontology annotation, biological process: peptidyl-serine phosphorylation; peptidyl-threonine phosphorylation. Gene Ontology annotation, molecular function: ATP binding; protein serine/threonine kinase activity. Bases 1 to 1167 code for a protein of 388 amino acids.
AUGCUGUUAUUCGCCAUUCUUCUGUUGUCUGAAAAAGGUUACUGCGUGUUUCAGUUCAUCGACCAGGGUCUCAAUGAUCGCGAACUCCCAUUUCAAAUGAGAUCAAACAACGGGCUUUACGAGUUCUUGGACUCUUCUUCGCGAGAACUCAGAUGUUUCGAACAUUGGAAGCAAGCAUUUCGCAACCAAUUUGACACAUACCAAUGGCGAGUGUGCACUCCAUACUUUGAGCAAGGAGAUGGUGGCAAGAUUACGGUACAGCAUUUCAGCAGCAGGACGGUUUUGCCCUUCUUAGAAUCUGAGAGAAAUGAUCACGAAAUUGAGUAUCUCCAGGAAUUAGGCGGGUAUGGCGAGAUAUCCUAUGUCAAGAUACAUGAGUCAAGUCAUGACUUCAGCAAAUUGCAACAUAUCUCGGGACCUGAAGGGCCAUUUGCCCUCAAGAGGAUGUUAUGUUCUGGCAGGGAAAGACAGAACUUUGAGAAGGAACUUAAAAUGCUGGAGACAUUCAGUGGCCGUACACAUGCCCAUAUGGUAACCUUGCUGGCUGCCUACCAGCUGUCAAACGACUAUUACCUAUUAUUUCCCUGGGCAAAGGAAGACCUAUCCAGGUGGUGGCAGAGGAACAACCAUGAAAAAAGAAACUGGGCUUUCCACAAAUGGAUUUCAGAGCAGUGCCUCCGAUUAACCGAAGCUCUCGGAUUGAUCCAUUUCCCACCGGCACAGAACUCAUUGACGCCAACAGAAAGGCGAUAUGGACGACACGGCGAUAUCAAAGCUGAGAACAUACUCGUUUUCGAAACCAAGGAAGGAGAGGAAAUGUUUGUGAUUGCCGACUUUGGCUUGGCUGAACUCCACCGCAAGACUAGCCGAUCAAACCAAUCCCCAGCAUACCUUGCCAAGACCGAGGAAUGUCGGCCACCAGAAUGUGACCUCCAGAACGCAAACACCAUCUCAGCCGCGUUUGAUAUCUGGACUCUUGGGGUGGUCUUCCUGAACAUGAUUACUUGGCUAAUUGGAGGUGAGGAGUACAUAGGAAAAUUCGAACAAGCGCGGUAUAGUCUUGAAGGUCCGUUUGGGGUUCAAAAGUCAACGUACUUCACAAAAGUCCUCUCGGGCCCAAAAUAUGGUGCUUUCAUGGUCAAAGAGUCUGUUACAAAGGUGGUAUAA